CCUGCAAGUGGGAUGAAUAGCCAGUGCUACUCAAAUGGCAUGUCUAAAUAUAUUUUAAAAUCUUUCCUAUUGGUGAACCACACUCAUGGAAAACAGAAGUAGCUAGACUAUUUCCAGAUUGCAGCCCAUUUGUCUGUAAGCAAGUGCUUCAAGAGAUUGUACUGCUGCAGAAAAUGCUGACUUCUGUGGUUCUAAUUACAUUAGACAUCUUGGUUGUAUUGUGUGAAGGAUCUAUUUUGACGGUGGUAGGACUAGUUGGGGAUAUGGUUACUUUACCCUGUAAAUAUAAUGUCAGUACUUAUGGCAUAUCAAAUGUUUGUUGGGGAAGAGAUCAGUCCUGGUUCAACUGUGAACAUAUACUCAUCGCCACUGAUGGACUGACGGUAAACUACAGAGUGUCAUACAGAUACAGUUUACCCAGUAAACUCCAGCAUGGGGAUGUUUCACUCACUAUCAAGGCAGCACAAAAAGCAGACACUGGAUUUUACGUAUGCCGUAUCGAGAUUCCAGGACUAUUCAAUGACCUCAGCUACAGUGUUUACCUAAUCAUUACAAACGGACUAGACACAUUCAACUUCACAAAAUUAUUCCCAACUUCUGCAGAGAAGCAAACAAAAGAAGUCACUGUCAACUCGGGAUACAGUUCAGCUGUACAGAAGACACAUUCUGAGAAUAGAGUGGAAACCUUUAUCCUGACUGUACUGAGAGGGGGAGCCAUUAUAUUCAUCCCUGGUUUAAUCCUGGCACUUAUAUGGAAACUGCGACGCUCCAGAAAACAUGAAGACAGCAGUGAAAUGGAAAAUACCCCAGACGCAACCACAGCAGCAGCAUCUCCUCUCCCCACAUGCCUGUAGCACAUGUGGCUGCUCAUUAGAUAUGAUAUGUUUCUGUGAAAUAUUAUACCAUUACACCAAAAAUGGAAUCUUUAAUUUUUGCUUUUUUUCUCUGAGUGAACAUCUAAUUCUCGAUCUAAAACUCCCUUUUUCUUCUUUCAGUCUAAUGUGAGAGACUUUAAACAUGUGACCAGUUUAAACAACAAUCCUGAUCCAAACUGAAACUUAAUCUGUUUCCAGUUAAACCAUCAUUUCAGUUUUGUUUUGCUCUGACGUUGUGUAGAUCUUCCUCUUUUUAUCUAGUUUUGGUUUUUUUUUUGUUUUGGGGUUGUUGUAUUUUUUUUUUGUUUUGGUGGUGGUGGUAUAUGUUUCUGUUGGAUGGAUGUUGUGCUACAGUCUUGCACUAGGUUUCAGCAAACAGCUUUAUCUUAUCAAUGCCUUAAUGGUCUUUCACUUCACUCCCGUGUGCUCUUAAGAUUGUACCCUCAAGGUUCAUGUAUUCAAUUCCAAACUGCUUCCACUGUAUGUGCUAGAACAAAAAUGAAAAUAUAAAGAAAAAAA
Pangasianodon hypophthalmus (striped catfish) is the source of this 1394-nucleotide messenger RNA. RefSeq names its product hepatitis A virus cellular receptor 2 (gene havcr2). The record is from RefSeq and is a predicted model, not a curated record. Lineage: Eukaryota; Metazoa; Chordata; Actinopteri; Siluriformes; Pangasiidae.